This is a messenger RNA of Paramecium octaurelia, 539 nucleotides long. The record is from the annotation of a GenBank genome assembly. Lineage: Eukaryota; Ciliophora; Oligohymenophorea; Peniculida; Parameciidae.
CAUGAAUUAAACUUUUAGCAAAAUCAGACCCAAAACUACAGACUCUCAUACUCGAAAUUCCUCUCAUCAUUAAUUGAUCUCUCAAUUGUUUUAAUAAAUCAAUUCCUACUAUGAAUAAGAAGAAAAACCCAGACCGAAAACUCAAUCCAGAUAAAGAAAAAUAAUUCCUUUCAAUUAUUCUCAAUCUAAUACUUAUGACCCUACGGAUAAUUUAAUUGAUCGCUUAUAUCCCACUAUAGAAUAAGAUGCAAAAUUCGUUUUCAUCAAAACUAGAGAAAGAGCAAUGCGAAAACCACCUUCAGGUAAAAGCAGAAAAAAAAUGAAUGAAGAGCCAAAAUUUUAACUAAACCCCAUUAAGAAACCCACCUUAAUUGAAGAAAUCGACUAAUAGACUAUUCCUCCUAAAAAGACGAUUGAGUAAAAGACUGAUAAUUCAUUCUAUCUUCUCAAGUAGUUGCGUAUUAAUAUUUAGUUCUAUACAUAUGCUCAAGACAAUGAAAAAAGAUAAAAUGAAUUUAUUUAAUUGCAGUUUUAAUUGA